This is a messenger RNA of Dictyostelium discoideum AX4, 5595 nucleotides long. RefSeq names its product RING zinc finger-containing protein (gene rnf160). Gene Ontology annotation, cellular component: RQC complex; cytosol. The record is from RefSeq and is a predicted model, not a curated record. Gene Ontology annotation, molecular function: ubiquitin protein ligase activity. Gene Ontology annotation, biological process: protein ubiquitination; ribosome-associated ubiquitin-dependent protein catabolic process. NCBI's taxonomy places the organism in Eukaryota, Evosea, Eumycetozoa, Dictyosteliales, Dictyosteliaceae. The transcript has 3 exons. Bases 1 to 5595 code for a protein of 1864 amino acids.
AUGGGAAAAGAUAGAGAUAAAGGAUUUAGAGGUGCAAAAUAUAACCCAUCAAGUAGUGGUGAGGCCAAUACUUUAAUGGGAUCUCAAUCUAGUGGGUUUAUUGGUUUUUCAGCAUUUAGUUCAAAUCUUACAAAUGCAACUGAUCCUGACUAUUAUCAAGUUGAACCAGAAUAUAAGGUAUUAUUAAAGAAAUUACAAAAAAAAGAUAGUAUUAGUAGAAUUAAAGGUUUAGAAGAAUUAAAUUCUAAAUUUCAAAAGAUAAAUAUUGAAGAUGCAGAAUUUAACAUUUCAUCAAUAUCACCAUUAAUGAAUGCAUGGGAGUUUAUGUAUAAGAGAUUGGUUAAUGAUGAUGAUAGAAAUGUUAGAGAUUUAGCAAGUCAAUGUUUAGGUUCAAUUGGUUCACGUAUUGGUAAACAUUUAGGACCACAUGUUAAACAAUUAUUAGGUCCUUGGAUUGUUGCAAUUUGUGAUCAAAAUGAUCAAUCAAUAAAUAAUGCUUUAUUAUCAUUUCAAAAUAUAUUCCCAGAAAAGAAAAGAAAAGAUGUUUUUAAAUUUGGACAUGAUGAAGCAUUAACUUAUUUAUGUGAGAAUUUACAAGAGACACCACAAACUAUUGGUGAUAGUAAAUCAAUUAGCCAAGAAAUCUUACAAGAGAGAUAUGAAAGAUGUAUUUCAAACUCAUUAUUAGCAAUUGAGUAUUUAAUUAAUAAUACAACAGCAACAGCAACUGAUUCAUCAUCAUCAUCAUCAACAACUACAACAACGACAACUACAAAUAAUACAGGUAAUACAGAAAUUUAUGAAAAAAUAUUUGAAUCACAAUUUUUUUCAUUUUUUCAAUCAAAGAGUUCAAAUAUUAGAAAGACAGCAUAUAGAGUAUUGACAACUGUUAUUAAAAAGUUAGCAGGAUAUGUCGAAAAGAAUUUCAAAGAUUUUAGUAGUAAAGUUUUAGGAUUAUUUUCAGAGAAAGAUUCAUCAACUCAUCUUUAUAUGUGGGAUGCCAUAAUAUCAUUCUUACAGCAAUAUGGUGACAAAGCAUGGAGUAAUGUUGAUGUUCGUAAACAUGUAUUACCAAGAUUAUGGGCAUUCCUCAGAUCUGGUUGUUAUGGUUCUUUUGAAUUAUCCUAUCCUUCAAUUUUGCCAUUAUUAACUUUUAUUCCAAAUUCAAUUGUAAUUGGAUCGCCAUCACCAUCACCAUCACCAUCACCAAAUACAAAUAUUGAUAUCGGUUUCUUUAAAGAGUUAUUCACAAAUUUAGAAAAGGGUUUAGAAGUUGUUGAUAAUCCAAGACAAUAUGGUAAUCCUAAUAGUGUUGAUAGACCUUCCAAUUUAUUAUUAUCAUGUUAUUUGGAAUGUUUAAUUUAUUCGAGUAAGAAAUGGGGUCAACAAUAUCAACAAAUCAAUGAUUACUUAAUCGAUACAUUAUUAUUUAACUUUUAUAAUAAUCAUUUCAAUUUGGAACAUUCUUGUUUCUCUGAAAAAUUAUUCAUUGAAAAAUUAUUAGAAUCUACAAUUAAACUUGCAAAUUUAUCAAAUUCAAAUCUUUUAAAAAUUCAAAAUUUAUUUAAUUCAAAUAGUUUUAUAAAUUUUAAUAAUAAAGAAAAUCUUUUAAAUAAUAAUGAACCAAUCACUACUGAUAAUAAUAAUAAUAAUAAUAAUAACAGUAGUCCAAUAAUUAAAAAACAAGAGAAAAUAAUUCAACCAAUUUCAAAAGAAACUUUAAUUUCAAGAUUAAAUACAUUUAUAAUUGUUUGUUCAAAUAAUAACAAUAGUAAUAAUAGUAAUAAUAAUAAUGUUAUUCAAGUAAUUAUAAAAAGACUAUUUAAUUUAGCAUGUGAUAAUUUAAAUAGUAAUCAAGAGUUAUCAAUUAAAAUUUUAGAUUUUAUUUUAGGAAAUUAUAAAAUUGAUCAAAUCAUUUCAAAUGGUUUAGAUGAUAUUAAAAAAAUAAUAACUCAAUUAGCUUUGGCAUUAAAUGAAUCACUUUUAUCAACAGGUGGUUUAAAUUUAGGAGUUGGUGGAGAUUUAGUUUCAGUUAUAGUUGGAUUGUUAGCUUUAGUUCCUGAUGAAGAUGAAAUCAAAUUAAUUUGGUCUCAAAUUUUACAAAUAUUUUUAGAUUCAAUUAAUAAUAAUAAUAAUAAUAGUAAAAAGAAAAAUAAUAGAUCAAAUUUAAUUACAAAUACAACAAAUAGUUUAGUUCAUUUAAUUAAUAGUGCAAGUAAUAAAAUCAAUAGAAAUUUAUUAUUAUCAACUACAUUAUUUAAAUCAAUUAAAAUUCAAGAUAAAAAACAAUUACAAUUAAUUAAAUCAAUUUUAUUUAAUAAUAAUAAUAAUAAUAAUAAUGAAUUCUCACCAAUAAUUCCAAAUGAAUCAGUUGAAUUAUUAAUUAAAUGGGUUUAUAAUAAAUUGGUUGAUAUUAUAAAUACAAUGGUACAAUUAAAUUUAGUAUUUAAUGAUAAUGAUAAAGGCGGCGAUAAUAAUAAUGAUGAUGAUAGUGAUGAUAAUGAUGUUUCAAUUGAUUAUUUAGUUGAAUUAUCAAAAUUAUUAUUUUCAUCAAGAUUUAAAUCAAAAUCAUUAGAAUCAUUAUUAAUUGAAUGGUGUAAAUUUAAUAUUGAAAUUAAUAAUCGUCCAAGUUUAUCUGGUUUUAAAUCAAAAUGUAAUUCAAUUGAUGAAUAUCUAUUCUCAACAACUUCAAACAUUGAAAAUGAUAAAUUCAUUUUAUCAUUAUUAAUUGAAUCCAUUGAUAGAAAUAGUAGUACUAUCAUUACAAAUGAUAAUUUAAAUUUAAAUUUUUUAUCAAAUUGUGCUAUUAAAUUAAUUAAAAGUGGUAGCUACCGUCAUGAUGAAAAUGGUGAUGAUGAUGAUGACGACGAUCAAUUGUAUUCUUAUUUCAUAAAAGAGUUUACUUCAAAUCAAUUAGUAAUCAAUUCAAAAGAUCAAAUUAAAAUAUCUUGGUUUAGAUACAAUAGAAUUACACCAUUUUAUUUAUUAGAUAAUUAUGGUUCCAACAAAGACAAUAACGAUAGCACCACUUUCUCAACUGAUAAAUUAUUAAAGGUUUUAAUUUUUAACUUUAAAGUUAUUGAAUCGUUUGGUUUAGAAAAAUUCAUUAAAUAUUCUAAUAAAGAAAAUAAUAACAGCAUUGAAUUAUUAUUAUUAAAUUUAUUAUUCGUUAAUGGAGAUAAUCAAUUACCACCAACUCCAACCACAACCACCACCACCACCACUACAAUAACAACAGCAGUAGUAGUGUCAACAAAUGAACAAAUUUUAGAAUUUAUUGAAAAUAAUUCAACAAAUUUAUUAAAUCAAUUUAUUGAAUCAUUGUUUAAAUUUUAUGGUGACGAAAUUUUCAAUUGUAAUUGGUUCAAUUGUUUAGUAUCAAAUGUUGGUGGUGAUGGUAAUAAUGGUGGUAUUUAUUCCGUUCUAUUGGCAUUAUUCAUUGAUUAUAUUACAAGUGAUGCUUGUUUACCAACAUCAUCAAUGAAAUUGAAAUCAGCAUUAUUAAAUUCAAUAAAGAUUGAUAAUGAUGAUAAUGGUAAUUCAAUUGAUUCAAUUAGACAAUUGAAUUUAGUUCAAAUUUUAUUACCAAUUUUACAAAAAGAAUCAAUUGAAUCUUAUAAACAAUGGUCAAUUAAUCAAUUAAGUCAAUUAUCAAGUUCAAUUCCAACAAAUUUUAAAUCCAUUUCAAUUCAAUUAUCAAUUUUAUCAUCAAUAGUUAUUCAAAGACAACAGCAACAACAUCAACAAUCACAAAAAGAACAACAACAAAUUACACAAGAUGAUAAUGAAAUAUUAAAGGAAAAAGAAUGGUUAACAUUAUUAAAUUUAAUUCAAACUAUUCAACAAUGGAAUUCAAAGAUUAAAAGUGCAAUUAUUAAACAACAAGAACCUGAACUUGAAUUUUUAUUUAUGAAAGAGGUUGAACUCUCUUGUUUGAAUUUCAUUUUAAUUGUUAUUCAAUACAUUUCCAAUAUAAAUUCGAAUAAAUCAAAACAACCAAUUUAUUUAUCAAAUAACCAAUCACAAUUUGUUCAAUCAUUUUUAUCAAUUUGGUUAUCAAAUAAUUUCACAUUACUAUCAUUCAAUAAAUUUAAAUCAAAUUAUUAUUAUCAACAAUAUCGUAAUUUAAUUGAAUAUCAAUCAUUGAAAAUUUAUAAUAUUAUAAUUUCAAAUGAUAAUAUUAAAUUUAUAAUACCAGGUAUUGGUGAUCAAUUUCAAAUUGAUCAUUCAAUUUUAAUUUUAAAUAAUUGGUUAAAUAGAGUUAGUAAUAGUAGAAGUAAUAAUAAUAAUGGUAAUACAAGUGAUUCAAGUUAUAUUUUAGAAUUAUAUUCAAAUACAUUUAUGAAAAUGUCGAAUGAUAUAAAAUAUAAGAUAUCAUUAACUAAAUUAGAUAAUUUAAUUGAAUUAUUAUCAACAUUUAAUUAUAGUACAAGUAUUUAUAAUAAUAAAGGUAUAAAGAAAACUUCUUACAAUUUAUUGGAAUCUUAUUUUGGUAAUGAAAAUACUCAAUUAGUGAAAUCAUUCUUAUUAGAAAAUGAAAACAACAACAACAACAACAACAACGAUGAUGGUGAAGAAAAAGUUAGUUUUAUUUUAUUUAGUAAUAUAUUUGAAAAGAUUUUAUUAGAUUUCGAUUCAACAUUUAAACCAAUGAAGAAAUCAAAAGAUAAUCAAUUAAUUAAUAGUAUUUCAAUGGGUCAAUUAAUGUGUUGGAAUUUAUUAUUAUUAAAUUAUUCAAAGAUUGAUUUAAAUAGACGUUCAAUUUUAAAUGGUUGGUUAAAUGAUAAUAAUAUUCAAAAAGUUACAUUGUUCUUAAAUCAAAUAUUCCCAUUUAUUAAUAAAGAUGAAUCACCAUUAACAACAACAACAACAACAACCGAUAAUAAUGGUAAUAAUUAUUCAAUUGAAUUUCCAUUUUCAAUUAUUGAUAAUGAUCAAUUAAUUACUUAUAGAAUGAUUCAAAAAUUAUGUUCAAAUUGUUUUUAUUCAUUGGUUAAUUAUUUACCAAGUAUGGUACGUAGAUGGGCUGAUGAUAAUUCAACCAAUUCUAAAAUGAAUCAACAAAUUCAAAGUUAUAUCACUCGUUUCAUUAGUCCAAUUAUCAUUCAAAAUGAAAUUCAAAGAGUAAAUUCUUAUCGUUGUACUGAUAGCGAUAGUAGUGAUGCUAAAUUCCAAAUUAAAGGUUCAACCUCAAGUAAAGAGGUUACUGCCUCUUAUGAAAAAGAUGAAAUGACCAUUUCAUUAGUACUCUUCAUCUCUGAUAAUUAUCCAUUGCGUGUGUUAACUGUAGAAUUUUCAAAGAGAGUUGGUGUUUCAGAAUCACAAUGGAGACAAUGGUUAUUAUCAAUGACAUCUUUAUUGCUAACUCAAGAUGGUACUGUUUUAGAUGCUUGUUUACUUUGGAAAAAUUCUUUAGAUAAACAUUUCCAAGGUGUUGAAGUUUGUCCAAUCUGUUAUUCAAUGUUUCACAAUGGUACAAUUCCAAAAUUCCAAUGUAAAACUUGUAAGAAUAAAUUUCAUGCUGGUUGUAUUUAUAAAUGGUUCCAAACUAGUCAUAAAAGUAAUUGUCCACUUUGUCAAACUGAUUUAAGUUAA